AUGUAAUAGGACAGUUCCUAUAAGAAUUUAUAAUAAGUUCUUCAAUUCUUACUUAAAAUCUUGUUGGAUGCAGAUGAAUUUACUUUCUUUAUUCAUCUAGAUAAGAAAUGGGAAAUUUAUUAAUUCUCUAAUAAUUCAAUUAAAGUUAUAACAUUUGAUGAAGCUUAGAGGAUAAUUGAUGAAUUAACUUACAUUCAUCAAUUAUGUAUUCAUAGAAUAGAUCUAAAAUAAAAAACAGUAUAAAUUGAAGAGACCUGUAAGUUACAUAUUAGAUCAUUUAAAUACAAGGGAAGUAUGAAGUUGUGUUAAGAAAAGUUAGCAUUUUAUAAAUAUUUUUUGAGAACAACAGAUUCUCUAUUAUUUGAUUUUAACAUAUAAGUUGAAUAGAUUUUGAGUAGAAUGAGUAGAUCAAUUUCAUAAUCAUUAAAUUAUUAAUUUCUUAUAAUAUUAAAUAGAAAUAUAAACUUUGAUCCUAAAGCAAUUUUAUUUAAUAAGAAUUCCUAAUCAGAUAUUAUUUUGAUUUUAAUCCUUUUUUUAAUUUUAUUCACAAUAUCCUUUAGAAUAAUGAAGCGAAUAUAUAUAUUAUACUUAAAAAUAGAAAAAAUUAAUAUUUUAGUAAUUUGA
Paramecium sonneborni is the source of this 624-nucleotide messenger RNA. The record is from the annotation of a GenBank genome assembly. Lineage: Eukaryota; Ciliophora; Oligohymenophorea; Peniculida; Parameciidae.